AUGCCCUCGGCCGACCAGCACCACUUCUCGCUCUCGACCUCGGCCACCUCGAAUGCCGGCAACUUUGUCGAGCGUCGCGGCGCCGACCUCUUCCUCGGCGGCCAAAAGCUGCGCUUUGCGUCGCUCAACGCGCCGCAGCUCCUGCGCGGCGACGAGAGCGGGCCGUUCGAGGUGCGCGACACGUUCGCCGCGCUCGCGGCCAAGGACGGGUUCGGCGGCGUGCCCGUCACGAGGACGUACACGCUCAUGAUCAAGAGCAAGCCGUACGUCGAGAAGGGCCACAUCAUCGGCUGGAGCAAUCAACACCGCGACUGGCUGUGGGACGAGGAGCGGAUGAAGCAGAUGGACCUCGUGCUCGACGAGGCGCACAAGGCCGGCGUCAAGCUCAUCAUCCCGAUCAUCAACCAGGACUUUGGCGACGACAAAAACUGGGUCGGCUGCACGACCGACCUGACUCGGCUUCGCUACGGCCUCGACUCGAACGCCAAGGCGCGUCGCAUCAACUUCUGGAAGGAUACGACCAUGAUUGAGAGCUUCAAGGUCAUCAUCGAUCGCCUCGCCAACCGCGUCAACACGAUCAACGGUCGUCGCUACAAGGACGAGCCGUGCAUCCUCGCCUGGGAGACAGGCAACGAGCUCACGGCGGGCGACAAGCUCCCGGCGCCAGCCUCAUGGACCCUCAUCAUGGCCAAGCACCUCAAGUCGCGCGCUCCUCGCACGCUCGUCAUGGACGGCUCGUUCGCGCGCUACGCCGACCAGAGCAAUAUGUUCCCGAACGAGGUCCUCAGCAGCCCCGACGUCGACAUCCUGAGCUAUCACCACUACGGCGACGGCGAGGCGCGCCGCGUCAAGAAAGAGUGCGAGGUCGCUCGCAGGCACAACAAGGUCUUCGUCUCGGGCGAGUACGGCUUCUUCUACCAAAAGGAAACGUACAAGGCGUUCCUCAACGACGUCAAGGACGCUGGAGGUGCCGGUUCUCUCGGCUGGUCUUUCCGGCCUCACUCGUCCAGCGGCGGCCACAAGACGCACAGCGAGGGCUACGGCAACAUCUUCUCGUACCACCUCCCCGGCUGGCCCGACUCGUCGCACCCCGAGUUCGACGACCGCGAGUUCCAGAUCGUGCGCGACGUGCGCGACGCCUCGUUCAAGAUCAACGGUCAAGCGCGCCCGUUCAAGUUCCCGAUCCCGCCUGCGCCGGGCAAGCCGUGGCGGACCAAGACGGCGAGCGGCGCGCCCGCCAUCGCCUUCCAGGGCGCCGCCUGGGCCGAUCGCUACCGCAUCACGGUGCGUGGGCCCGCCGGCGAGCGCUCCAAGGAGGCCAAGGACCACACGAAGGAGAAGAGCCUCGCCGUCGACAUCGGCAAGGAGAUCCAGGCGGUCGGCGGGCAGAACGUGCGCGUCUCGGUGCGCUCCAUCAGCGUCGACGGCGUCGACGGAGGCGAGUCAGAGGCGCUCGCGCUCUGA
Rhodotorula graminis WP1 is the source of this 1464-nucleotide messenger RNA. RefSeq names its product glycoside hydrolase family 5 protein. The record is from RefSeq and is a predicted model, not a curated record. The coding region runs from base 1 to 1464 and encodes 487 amino acids. Lineage: Eukaryota; Fungi; Basidiomycota; Microbotryomycetes; Sporidiobolales; Sporidiobolaceae. The transcript is spliced from 8 exons. Gene Ontology annotation, molecular function: hydrolase activity, hydrolyzing O-glycosyl compounds.